AACAAUUGAUUUUCAGUAUGAGUGAAAUCUAAGUGCUAGUAUAUCGGUACUGAGAUGCGAACUGAUUAGUAGAUUGUUACCGUCUUCCAUUUCAAAGUUAUUUACAAUUUUUUUAAUGCCGCAGAGUAGGACACGACACGACGAAGUUCACAACUUAUCAAUUUACGAUUUAAAGUAAGCAUAGGCAUUUUGAGCGAAGCUAUGGCUUAUUCAUGUGUCAUGAGAGUGAACUUGUGAUGUCAGCGAAGGCGAGUCUGCUCUAAUUUCUAUGCUUUUACAUAGUUUAUCUAGUUAUAUCUAAUAUAAAUAACACUAUUUGCAUUUAUACUGUAUAACACAGCUAUCAAAAUGUAGGUGAACAAUUAAUGUAUAACUAUUUGUUUCUUAGCUUUUGCACACACACCAGUCAUAAAAUAAAACAAGUUUCAAUGAUAUAGAUGCACUGAUUGAUUGAUUUAUUUAUUGACAUUCCGCAUCCUGUAAAGGAUGCGUCGUCGAAUACUAUUAUAAUAAUUUGGAUCAAGUAUCAUGAGGCUUCACACAUUGUAAAGUCCUAAAUUUUACCUUAAGACAUAUUCCUAUACUCCCUAAGUAUAUUUUCGUUUUACAAGUUGAUAACAUUUGUCAUUUUUCAUUUGGCUUUUCUCAGAUAAAGACCUACCAACAAAUAACAGCAAAGCGUGCUGUUUGUCUUUACAUUAUUAUCUCUCAAGUGAACGAUGACCUCCGAACCUAAUCACGGGGGUCAAACUACAUAGCUUAACUGCAACAUAAACAUUGCAAGUAAAAUUUGUAAAUGCAAGGCUGGCCCCUCAGGAAAAUGAGUUUGUUUUCUCGAGUGACAACCUAAGGAAGAGAUACGCUGAUCCGCUGGAUAGAAGGACCUCUCCACUCUUCCUUGUCUGGCCACCACUAUACCACAACUGUUAUCAACUGCCAUGACUUCAUACUUCAUUAUCACAUGGAUCUGUUUGCGAACCAAUGGCGUAGUUUUUUCACUUUCCCAGUGCUACAAGUAGGUGAAAUAAUGUGUCCGGUACAGUUGUCUUCCAACGCUGGCAAGAUGAGGACUGUCCUGGUACUAGCAACUGUGGCGUCUUUGGCUUUGGCCGGGACAAUCCCACCAGUCAACGACUACGCCAAUGUAAAAACUGUGGCUGUUGAUGCCCCUACCUUAGCGCGUCAGUACAAAGUCCUGGAGCUUUUACAAAACCUCGAUGUGGUAAACUUUUACGAAAACUACCCACAUACCAAGGACUAUGACAUCAGCGCACAUGCUACCAAAUAUGAAAAACCGGAGGUGGUUGAGAAAUUCCUAAGCAUGUACCAGAAAGACUUCCUUCCUAAAAAUAAUGUAUUCAACAUCUUCAAUGAGAAAAUCAGAGAGCAAACCAAAGCUUUGUAUGAUGUGUUCUACUAUGCCAAAGACUUUGACACCUUCUUCAACUCAGCUGUAUGGGCGCGGGCACAUGUUAAUCAAGGGAUGUUCGCUUAUACAUUCACCGUCGCCAUUAUGCAUCGCGCUGAUACUAUGGGAUUAAUUAUACCUGCCCUCUAUGAAAGUAUGCCACAAUAUUAUGUAAAUUAUGAAACCAUGGUCAAGAUGUAUUAUGGUAGGAUGCGAGGAGAACCAUUCGAAGAAUAUCCUGAGUACGGCAUUUACCAAGAAGGCGAUCAUUACUACUAUUACCAAAAUUAUUCUGAUUACCACACAUACGGUGAGGAACAGAAAUUAGCAUACCUCACUGAAGAUAUCGGCUGGAAUGCGUUCUACAGCUACUUCCAUAUUGCCAUGCCAUUCUGGGAAGACGGUGACGAAAUCGCGCAUGGAGUCUUCAAAGAACGUCGUGGCGAAGUGUACUACCAUUUCUAUCAACAAGUACUGGCUCGCUACUAUCUUGAGAGACUUUCAAACGGUAUGGGUGAGAUCCCAAAAUUCUCUUGGUAUCAGCCGCUGAAACAGGGAUAUCGUCCUUCGAUGACCUUUAAAUACGUACCUUUCGCACAAAGAAGUGAUAACUAUAUCAUGCAAAACGAAAAUAAUAUUGACGAUCUCCAUUUCGUUCGUAACUACGAAGACAUGUUCCUUUCUUUCGUCGAGCAAGGCCAAUUCACUGCCUUCAAUCAACAAGUCGACUUUUCCGAUGAGAAAGCCAUAAACUUCGUUGGUAACUACUGGCAAGCUAAUCCUGACUUGUACGACAAGAUUUCUCCUCGCCGUAACUACUACAAUUCCUACGAGGCUGUUGCUCGUCGCAUCAUUGGUGGUGCUCCGCCUACCUACAACGAAUAUGAUUUCGUACCCUCCGCCUUGGACUUCUAUCAAACAGCUAUGCGUGACCCCGCAUUCUAUCAAAUUUACAACAAGAUUUGGCAUUUUAUGGCCCAAUACAAGAAAUACUUGCCAUCUUACUCCCAAGAAGAUCUUCAUUAUGUCGGUGUCAAGAUUAACAAAGUUGAAGUAAGCGAUUUGCACACUUUCUUUGAAUAUAGUGCAUUUAACGCAACCAGCGCUGUCUAUCCUACUAACGGAGUUGUCGGCCAGCAGAAACAAUAUAUGGUCGUCCAACCAAGGUUGAACCACGAAUCAUUCAAAAUUAAAUUCUCAGUAAAAUCUGAAGUCGCGGAUCAAGCCUCUUUCAAGAUCUUCAUUGGUCCAAAAUAUGAUAGUUACGGUAAUGAAGUUGCAUUGGAAGACAACUGGAUGAACUUCGUGGAAAUGGACUGGUUCUCACAGACUAUCACAAAGGGCGAGAACGUCAUUGAGCGCAACUCCGAAGAAUUCUUCUUCUAUAAGGAAGACUCUGUACCUAUUGGUGAAAUCUACAAGCAAUUAGGAAACGGUAAAGUGCCUUCUGAAAUGGUCUAUAAAUACGAUGACUUGCCUAAAAGGCUUAUGCUGCCGAGAGGAACAAAGAGUGGUUUCCCUCUCCAAGUUUUCGUUGUUGUCUACAAGAGUCAAGGCGUGCCCAAAGCGUUACAAAAUGAGAAUACAUUCAUCUUAGAUGAGAGGCCUCUUGGCUAUCCAUUUGACCGCCCAGUACCAGAGUACUUCAUGCAACCUAACAUGUACAUACAAGACGUCACUGUUUACCAGAAAGGUAGCGAAUACCCAAACUACACCGAAAUCGAAGCUCAUAGCAACGACAGUACUAAGCACUAAGUUAAUACUUAAUAUGAUUAAGCAUUAUAGAAACCCGAAUAAAUUUUAAAUCAAUUACAAA
Chilo suppressalis (striped riceborer) is the source of this 3224-nucleotide messenger RNA. NCBI's taxonomy places the organism in Eukaryota, Metazoa, Arthropoda, Insecta, Lepidoptera, Crambidae. The record is from the annotation of a GenBank genome assembly.